Messenger RNA from Cololabis saira (Pacific saury), 9251 nucleotides. RefSeq names its product collagen, type XI, alpha 2 (gene col11a2). Gene Ontology annotation, molecular function: extracellular matrix structural constituent. Bases 438 to 6713 code for a protein of 2091 amino acids. Gene Ontology annotation, cellular component: collagen trimer. Gene Ontology annotation, biological process: collagen fibril organization; sensory perception of sound; cartilage development. Lineage: Eukaryota; Metazoa; Chordata; Actinopteri; Beloniformes; Belonidae. The record is from RefSeq and is a predicted model, not a curated record. The transcript is spliced from 64 exons.
CACACACUCACACACUCACACACUCUCACUCUCCGUGGGGGAAAGUCAAGAAGUGGAGAGGGAACGAGAGAAGGGAGAGAGAGCGUGAUUCCAGGUCUCUCUCUGCUGCUCCCUCCACUUUGGGUAGCUACGCGUACCCAGCCUGACUCAAUGGGGCUUUAGCACUAAGGGGUUAAACGUUAAAAUAAAAUAUAUUUAUUAACCCCCGUACCCCUUGUCGUGUUUAGGCUUUAUGCAUUAACACAGACAUAGGUGACACAUCAAGGAAAGUCUCCGGGAGAGAGGUAAAGACGUCUCCAGAGGCGUACCUUUUUGUCUGCUGCCUCACAGAAGGUUCAGUCGGGCUCCCCUCGUCGACUGGCUUUCUGUGAGAGGAUAACAUCCCCCAUAUAUCCCACAUUUACAGCUCAACCAGGCCGGCAAACUACUGCAACACUAUGGAUAUUGGAGCUUGUCCCUUCAGGAAGAAACGGAGACCGUUGCGCAUGGACUUCUCAUCCUUUGCCUUGGUUACCGUGGCGCUUGCCAUGUGCCAAACGACGGUGGUUCGCGCAGACCCAGUGGACGUCCUGCGGGCCCUGCAGGUCCCCUCCCUACCUGAGGGUGUGAAGAAAGUCCCUGGCUUCUGCACGUCUCGCCGCUCCGGCAGCCCCGACCAUGCUUACCGCAUCACCAAGAAGGCUCAGAUCUCCGCCCCAACCAAGCAGCUCUUCUCAGGCCGGUUCCCAGAGAACUUCUCCAUCAUGGCUCUGGUCAAGGCCCAGGCUGGUACUCAGGCCUUCCUCCUGUCCAUCUACAGUGAGCAGGGCAUCCAGCAGCUGGGGAUUGAACUGGGACGCUCUCCUGUCUUCCUGUACGAGGACCAGAAUGGCAAACCAGCGCCUGAGGAUUACCCGCUCUUCAAAGGCGUCAACCUGGCUGAUGGCAAGUGGCAUCGCAUCGCCAUCUCUGUUUCCAAGAAAAACGUAACGCUGCUGUUGGACUGCAAGAAGAAGAUGACGCGUCCUCUGGCCCGCGGCGGCAACGCCCAGGUUGACACCAAUGGCAUCACCGUGUUCGGAGCGCGACUGCUUGAUGAGGAGGUUUUCCAGGGAGACAUUCAGCAGCUGCUGAUUGCUUCCAACCCUCAAGCUGCCUACGACUUCUGUGAACACUACAGCCCAGACUGUGACUCCCCUCUGCCCAAGACCCAGGCUCAGGACCCCAACGCAUACAAGAAGGCACUCAAUGGAAAAGCAGCCGCGACUAAAUCCACACUCGUAAAAGCCAAGCCCACUCCAGCUAAGCCAGCCAAAAAUGGACUGUACAAACUCGUAGUAAAGCCACCUAUGCCUUCCAAAGUUUCUAAGUCUUCCACGACCAAGUCGCCCAAAGCAAAACCCGCUGCAGUAGAGUUCCUUUUGUCUAAGAUCAGACCGACAGCAGCAGCUAAAUCUAAGUCCACACCUGCUCCAACUAAGAAUAGCAACAGUAAACCAGCCGCCCAGAAGAAAGCAAAUGGUGCAGCCAACGGCAACGGCAAUGGGAAAGGAACCACAGUAAAAUCCAAUGGCAAAGCUGUGGCCAAGCCUACAGCUCAAAGCAAAGUAAAUGGAAAUAGCAACAGCAAGAAAGUGAAUGGAAAUGGGAACUCAAAAUCCUCAGCUGAGAAGAAAGUCAAUGGAAAUGGGAAAGUCUCUGCUGUGUCACAUGUGAAUGGAAACAGCAUGGCGAAGAAAGCCAAUGGAAACGCUAAAAUCACCACUGAGGUUAAAGUUAAUGGUAAAGCUGAAAAUAAAAUCAUUAGUGCAGCUAAAGCUAAUGGCAACAACAAACUCACUACUGUGUUAGAAAAGAAAACUGUUAAUAAAGGGCCUGCUAAUCAAGUAAAAACUGAAACCACUGCAAAGUCAAAGACUGAGAAAGCUGUUAAAGUAGAAGCUACUAAAGGGCCGAAGCCCACAAAAGCAUCAAAGCCACAACCUACGAAACCGGCAAAAGCUAACAAAGCUCCAGCGGCAAAAGCCCAAGGGAAGGCAGAGCUCAAAGUGAAAACCGUGGUCACCAAAGUCGCCUUUGUCAAACAAACGGAGAGCAAAGCAGCGAAGAAUGUGGUCAAAAAAGCUCCCAUCCCAACAAAGGUUGCUCCGACAUCUGCUCGUGUCCAGCCCACUCCACCCAGACCCACGAAACCCAAGCUGACGGUGGAUGCCAAUGUGAAAUCCAAACACAGAGCUUUCCCGCCGUUUGGCGAGACUAUGCUGAGAGGAACCACAGUGGCAGCGAAGAAGGUUACCAACGGUUAUCAACAGCCCCACGUGGAGCCGGCGUUGGUGGGAGAGGCGGUAGACGCCACCAAGGCAGGUGGUGAGGUCAAAGAGGUCUUCACUGAGGAGUAUGUGACUGGGGACUUGGGCCUUAAGGAAUACGACUAUUCCUACAGAGACUACAGCGAUCCGUUACCAGAGACCGGAGAGGUUGAGGCAUACAUGGGCCCCGCCUUGUCCGCUGUGACAGACGAGGGAGGCGCUGCCGUCAGAGGCCAGAAAGGAGAGAAAGGAGAUCCUGCUGUCUUAGAGCCUGGAAUGCUGAUUGAAGGACCUCCAGGACCUGAGGGACCUGCUGGUCUAACAGGACCACCUGGCUCUUCUGGACCUCCUGGCUCUGUUGGUGACCCUGGAGAGAGGGGUCCUCCUGGUAGAGCGGGUCUGCCUGGGGCUGAUGGAGUCCCUGGACCUCCGGGAACGUCCGUCAUGCUGCCUUUCCGCUUUGGUCAGAGUGGAGGAGAUAAAGGUCCGUCUGUUUCUGCACAGGAAGCCCAGGCGGCAGCUAUCUUGUCUCAGGCCAGGAUGGCUCUGAAAGGACCACCUGGACCCAUGGGAUUCACUGGACGUUCUGGGCCCUUGGGAAAUCCAGGAAGUUCUGGUUUGAAAGGAGACCACGGAGACCCUGGUCCUCAGGGUUCAAGGGGACCACAGGGGGUGAUGGGUCCUCCAGGCAAGUCAGGAAGAAGAGGUCGUGCUGGUGCUGAUGGUGCGAGGGGAAUGCCAGGAGAAACUGGAAACAAGGGCGACCGUGGCUUUGAUGGUCUUCCUGGUUUGCCUGGUGACAAAGGACACAGGGGUGACUCAGGAUCAAUGGGGCCACUAGGACCUCAAGGAGAGGAUGGAGAGAGGGGAGACGACGGAGACAUUGGACCCAGGGGUCUCCCAGGUGAACCCGGACCUAGAGGUUUGCUCGGGCCCAAAGGUCCUGCUGGAAUCUCUGGACCUCCUGGAGUACGAGGAAACGACGGACACAAUGGUCCCAAAGGAAACCUGGGUCCCCAAGGAGAGCCAGGACCCCCAGGCCAGCAGGGAACCCCAGGAACACAGGGAAUGCCAGGACCUCAGGGAGCCCUCGGACCCCCAGGAGAUAAAGGUCCAACCGGAAAACCAGGUCUGCCAGGAAUGCCAGGAGCUGAUGGCCCUCCUGGUCACCCAGGAAAGGAAGGGCCUUCUGGCACCAAAGGAAACCAUGGUCCCAAUGGUCCUCAAGGAUCUAUCGGCUAUCCUGGCCCUCGUGGCCUUAAGGGAGGUCAAGGAAUCCGCGGACUGAAGGGCCACAAGGGAGAGAAGGGAGAAGACGGUUUCCCAGGAAUCAAGGGAGAUUUUGGAACCAAGGGAGAGAGGGGCGAGAUUGGACUCCCGGGACCCAGAGGAGAAGACGGUCCAGAGGGACCAAAGGGUCGUGUUGGACCUUCUGGAGAGAUUGGACAAAUUGGAACCGUUGGAGAGAAGGGUAAACUUGGUGUCCCUGGACUUCCUGGAUAUCCUGGACGACAAGGACCCAAGGGAUCUCUUGGAUUCCCUGGAUUCCCUGGGUCGAACGGCGAGAAAGGAACACGGGGUCAGUCUGGAAAAGCAGGUCCCAGAGGACAAAGAGGACCAACGGGCCCCAGAGGCCAGAGAGGACCGAGAGGUGCAACUGGAAAACUAGGAGCAAAGGGAACAUCUGGAAGUGAUGGUCCUCCUGGACCUCUUGGAGAGAGGGGUUUGCCCGGGCCUCAGGGAGCCAACGGUUUCCCCGGACCAAAGGGACCUCCUGGACCCCCAGGAAAAGACGGACUGCCUGGACAUCCUGGACAGAGAGGAGAAGUUGGUUUCCAAGGUAAAGUGGGUCCACCUGGGCCUCCCGGAGUUGUUGGACCUCAGGGACCCUCAGGGGAAACAGGCCCCUUGGGCGAGCGCGGCCACCCCGGACCCCCAGGUCCACCUGGAGAGCAGGGACUGUCCGGGCCUUCAGGGAAGGAGGGCACCAAGGGAGACCCCGGACCCCCAGGAGGCCUCGGGAAAGACGGGCCCUCGGGUCUGAGAGGUUUCCCUGGAGAGAGAGGAUUACCUGGAACCCCCGGCGGUGGAGGACUGAAAGGAAGUGAAGGACCUCCCGGACCUCCUGGAUCUGCUGGUUCUCCUGGUGAGAGGGGCCAAGCUGGAACCGCAGGACCUGUUGGACCUCCUGGCAGACCGGGCCCUCAAGGCCCCCCUGGAUCAGCUGGAGAGAAAGGAGUUCCAGGUGAAAAAGGUCCAAUUGGCCCAGCCGGGCGGGAUGGAGUACAAGGUCCAGUGGGUCUUCCUGGCCCCGCAGGGUCAUCUGGAGUACCUGGAGAGGAUGGAGAUAAGGGUGAGGUUGGAGAGCCUGGUCAGAAGGGUGGCAAGGGAGGAAAAGGAGAGCAUGGACCUCCUGGUCCACCAGGCCCAAUGGGUCCUCUUGGUCAACCUGGUCCAGCUGGAGCUGAUGGAGAGCUUGGACCAAGAGGCCAGCAGGGACCUUUCGGAGCUAAAGGUGAUGACGGAACUCGAGGAUUCCCAGGAGCCCCAGGACCCAUCGGUCUUCAGGGUCUACCAGGACCCCCCGGUGAGAAGGGAGAGACGGGCGAUGUCGGACCUCUUGGUCCCCCGGGCCCUCCAGGACCCCGCGGCCCAGCUGGACCCAGCGGCGCUGACGGUCCUCAAGGUCCUCCUGGUGGUUUGGGUAAUCCUGGUCCUCUUGGAGAGAAGGGAGAGCCUGGUGAGGGAGGACCCCCGGGAAUUGUUGGAGAGCCUGGUAAGAAGGGUCCUCGCGGAGAACGUGGAGAGAAGGGAGAGUCUGGACAGCCGGGAACAUCUGGACCCGCUGGAGGACGAGGACGACCUGGAGAUGACGGACCCAAAGGAAACCCUGGCCCCGUUGGUUUCCCUGGAGAUCCUGGUCCCACCGGAGAAGUUGGACCAAGAGGUCAAGACGGCGCCAAGGGAGAGAGAGGAGAGGACGGUGAAGCAGGAGAAUCCGGCUCCCCAGGACCUCCUGGUGAAAACGGCCCACCCGGCCCCCUAGGAAAGAGGGGCCCUGCUGGAACAAGAGGACCAGAGGGGCGUCAAGGAGAGAAGGGAACCAAAGGAGAUCCAGGUGCCGUCGGUCCUCCCGGGAAAACUGGCCCCGUCGGGCCACAAGGUACACCAGGAAAACCAGGAACCGAAGGUCUCAGAGGACUCCCUGGAUCAGUCGGCGAACAAGGAUCUCCAGGACCUGCUGGACAGAAGGGACCACCCGGACCUAUUGGGCCCCCUGGUUUGCCCGGCUUGCGUGGAGAUCCCGGCUCCAAGGGAGAGAAGGGACACCCAGGUCUCAUCGGUCUGAUCGGACCCCCGGGAGAGCAGGGAGAGAAGGGAGACCGAGGUCUCGCUGGGCCCCAGGGAUCCUCCGGACCCAAAGGAGAGCCCGGAAUGCCUGGUGGCACUGGACCUUUGGGCCCUGGCGGUCCUCCUGGUCUUACUGGUCCUCAAGGUAUCAAGGGAGCUAAAGGUGCCACGGGAGGAGCUGGUCCAAAGGGAGAGAAAGGUGUCCAAGGACCUCCUGGAUCUCCUGGCCCGCCAGGCGAGGUGAUCCAGCCGCUGCCCAUCCAGAGGAGUCCCAAGUCCAAGCGCUCCAUCGACGCCAGCCAGCUGCUGCCCGAGUUCGACCCAGACAUGCCCGCGUCCGACGCCGCCGGCACCGAGUUCCUGACGGGCAGCGAGGGCAUGGAGGAGAUCUUUGGUUCUCUCAACUCCCUCCGACAAGAGAUCGACACCAUCCGAUUCCCCCUGGGAACCCAGGACAGCCCGGCGCGCACCUGCCAGGACCUGCACCUCAGCCAGCCGGAGCUCAAAGACGGAGAGUACUGGAUUGACCCCAACCAGGGCUGCUCCAGAGAUUCCUUCAAGGUCUUCUGUAAUUUCACUAACGGAGAGACGUGCUUGCACCCCAGCAAGCCCGUCAACAAGGUGGAGAUGAGCUCCUGGGACAAAGAGACUCCCGGGUCGUGGUACAGUCAGUUUACCACCGGCAGCAAGUUCUCCUACCUGGACUCCAGCGGCGAGCCCGUGGGCGUGGUCCAGCUGGGUUUCCUGCGCCUGCUGAGCGUCCAGGCCCGCCAGAACUUCACCUACCACUGCCACCACUCGGUGGCCUGGGCCGACCAGACCGCCAAGAACAACCACAAGAGGGCGCUGCACCUCCGGGGCGCCAACGACGAGGAGCUGAGCUACGAGACCAACCCUUACAUCAAAGCCCUGAUCGACGGCUGCUCUUAUCGUAAAGGCUUCGACAGGACAGUCCUGGAGAUCAACACGCCACAGGUGGAGCAUCUCCCUCUGCUGGACAUCAAGGUGUCAGACUUUGGGGAGAGCAACCAGCAGUUUGGUUUUGAAGUGGGACCUGUCUGUUUCCAGGGCUGAAAACACAUCACACACACACACACACACACACACACACACAUAAAUGAUAAACAUACAUGCCCAAUAAUUUGUAAAUUAACUUGUAAAUGAUAUAAAACACACACACACACACACACAUUUACAUAUGCUGUCGUGGCAAACACAAACACACACUCGCGCUCACGUGCCUCCCAGCAAUAAUGGACAUCAAAAAAUUUAAAAGGAGUAAAUACCAAAUAAAAAAACAAAAAAAAAAGAGGAGAACAUCAGCAGGGAGCACGACUGCGAGGAAGGAGGAAAUAAAAACCAGGAGAGAGUUCCUUGGAGUUUAACAGUGUUUUCUUCACCUGCAGGAAAUGGGGGUGGGCUGAGAUAGAGCCGCCCCCCGUCUGCGAUCCCCCCUCUCACUCUUCUCUCCUCCCUGCUGACACACUACUAUUUUCCACUCGUCUUUCCUGCUCUACCUCCCCCUUCUCCUUCCAAGAAAAGGGUCACGCUCGGACAGUAUUAAUCCUUCGUUCACACUGCAAAGAAACCCCGCCCACGGUCAUGUGAUUCACAAGAUGUGGCUGUUUAAAGUGAAUUCUCUUGGUUUGGUUUGCGUCUUUGGUAUUUGUUGGGUUCUGUUUUUUUCUUUUGCCAUUUUUCAGAAACUAAACUCUAAACAGUAGAAGAUAAACUCAGACCUGAGACAGAAAUCUGCUCAGUGCAAAUGUUCAUCUGCUGAGGAUGUUGGUCGACUCUGGCCGAUAAAUAAACAGGUCAUGCAGCUCCGUAGGAGAUGGAUAUCAACAUCCGGUGACUAGUUAACAGAUUUUUUUUAAAAGACGACACCACCCAGAAUCGAAACUCUGACCACACUAAUCUUAUUUGAUUGAUUGAUGAUUAGUCUUAGUCUUUCUUUGACAAAAGUUUUCUCCUCUGCAAUCUUCUCAUCGCAGUCACGACACAGUUCCGAGGGUGCCUUUUAAACAACUUUUCUCAACAUUUGUUUAGCGUUGCAGGCAGUGAAGCAGGACAAAAGAUCAAUCAAUGCCAAGAUCAGUGAAAUUGAAGCCAUUAUUUUGUUUUUUUUAUGAACUAAACAUGGUGCUUUUUGUAAAACAAAAAAAAGAGUAGAUCCUUCUUCACAUCCCUGGUCAGGAUCUUUGAGUGGCCCCCACACACCACUGCAGUAUUUGCUGAGUCACUUUCUGGGUAAUUCAAAGCUGCAUUUGCUUUUGUUUUUUCUGCCGCAGUGAAUAAAACGCAUGCUUUCCUGAAUCAAACUGUGUGGCAAGGUGCUAAUUAUAUAUAUAUAGAUAGAAAUAUAUAUAUAUAUUAAAAAAAAGUCCUCCAUUUCCUUUAACCUCUUUACAUUUUCACGAAGCUUAUUACUAGGGAAAUGUGCAUUACAUUCCAUUUGUACAGAAAUAGUGAUAUUCUAUUGUAUUUAUUUAAAAACAAACAGGGUGCUCUGAGAUUAGAAUAACAAGAAACGAGUAUCUCAGUCAAAUGUGGUGUAUAUCAGAUGUAUUUAAUUGCUCAACUGAAGCAAGGAUCUUACUUUUUUUUUUAGAAACUUGGAGCCAGCUUAGGUUGCGACGCCUCUGUUCACACCCUGUCCAAACUCUUUUUGUACAACCAAAGAAUCUGCGUCCAUGUCUUAUUGUAACAUCCCAUUUAGUGUUUUUUUCAUCAACUGUGCUGUGCUGUUGAAUUUUUGCUUCCACUGUAAUGAUUAAAUGGUGACUCUCCAAUUCAGUGUCAUUGCUGCCGUUUCACUCGAGAGUGUGUCGCGUCAAGUUUCCUGAUGUUCCUUUUUUGGGUCGCAGUAAUUUGCUGGAUCGGCACCUGCGGUCGCAGAGACUGAGGUGCUGAAAACAUUAAAACACAAUCCUGUGCUCUUUUCUGUCAAACUGAGAAGACAGCAGGUGAGAGACGAGCUGUGAGAGGGAGGGAGGGGUGGAGGCGGUGUGAAAUCAGAAAGGUGCCUGAUUUCAUACUAGGGUUAUGAUUUUAUUUGUUCUUAUUUUUUAAAUAUAGCAGGAAAGUGGGGAGAGAUGGCAAAAAACCUGAAACCAAAAAAAGAUUCUGCCCUUCUCUGGAGAGAAUGACCUCAACUAUUUGUUUCAAUAUGUUGAAAAUGUUUCAACAUGAAAAAGUGGUGCUGAAAAGAGAAAAAAAUAUUAUUUUAUAAUGUCUGUAAUUAAUUUUUUUUUUUUUUUUCAAAAUUCUUGUUUCUGUAAUAUAUAAUCUUUUUAAAAGAACAGUUGGACUCUUUGUUUUUUCUUCCACUCUCCUCAAUGUGGUAGCUGUCGUUCCUACAAAUGACCACAAGGCGUCGCUGUUCUUCAGUCCGUCGGCGAAUUUACAGGAUCGAAAAGCUUUUUUUGCCUUUUUUUUUUUAUGUCCCUCUGAGAAAAAGGGGAAAGAGCAAUAAAACGGACUGUACACAUUUUGUUUGUGAAUUUGUUCAAUUUAAAAAAUGUUAUUAAUAUAAAUGUGAGAUGUGUCUUUGGACAAUCCUGCUCAAUUUUCAUUAAAAAACAUACAGUCAAUGCAAAGGUUGAAAGCCAA